Molecule: messenger RNA, 321 nt
Organism: Botrytis deweyae
Lineage: Eukaryota; Fungi; Ascomycota; Leotiomycetes; Helotiales; Sclerotiniaceae
Exons: 2
Coding region: 1-321 (106 amino acids)
Source: RefSeq, a predicted model, not a curated record
AUGGAUAUCAAUUUUUCUCAGGAGAUGGUAGCAAAGACGCUGGCAGAAAUGUCAACUAUCGAAAUCCUAGGAGGGCAAAGCAAAGCAUUUCAACAAAGGAGUAGGACUCAAAUCGACCAAGACGCCAACAAAAGACUCACCACUAUGGCUCAAUCAUUCAUGGACCUUCUACCACAAAGCCUUCACCCAUUCGACCACGAUAACUCACCAAGAUCCUCCAGAGCUUUCCAGCGAAUGGGCCAUGAAUGUUUCCCGUUUCCCUUUUCCGAUUCAAACGUUGACGACAAACCUCUCCUCUGGUUCCUACCUGAUAACGAAUAG